Molecule: messenger RNA, 1208 nt
Organism: Fukomys damarensis (Damara mole-rat)
Lineage: Eukaryota; Metazoa; Chordata; Mammalia; Rodentia; Bathyergidae
Gene: Imp3
Product: IMP U3 small nucleolar ribonucleoprotein 3
Exons: 1
Coding region: 19-693 (224 amino acids)
Biological process (GO): rRNA processing
Cellular component (GO): small ribosomal subunit; small-subunit processome; Mpp10 complex
Molecular function (GO): snoRNA binding; structural constituent of ribosome; rRNA binding
Source: RefSeq, a predicted model, not a curated record
AGAGAGGGGCGUGGUUAUAUGCUAUUCUUUCAUUGGUCCAGGCUCCCCAGGCACGCCCAGUUCGCUUGCAGGGGCGGAAGUCGCGCGGCUCUGGAAGCCCCUACAGCUUCGGAUAGCGCAUCCUCGGCCGCCGCCAUCAUGGUGCGGAAGCUGAAGUUCCACGAGCAGAAGUUGCUGAAACAGGUGGACUUCCUGAACUGGGAGGUCACCGACCACAACCUCCACGAACUGCGAGUGCUGCGGCGCUACGGGCUGCAGCGGCGCGAGGACUACACGCGGUACAACCAGCUGAGUCGGGCCGUGCGCGAGCUGGCGCGGCGCCUGCGCGACCUUCCAGAGCGCGACCCGUUCCGCGUGCGUGCCUCCGCCGCUCUGCUGAACAAGCUCUACGCUCUGGGCUUGGUGCCCACGCGCGGCUCGCUAGAGCUCUGCGAUUUCGUCACGGCCUCGUCCUUCUGCCGCCGCCGCCUGCCCACCGUGCUCCUUAAGCUGCGCAUGGCUCAGCAUCUCCAGGCUGCGGUGACAUUUGUGGAGCAGGGCCACGUGCGCGUGGGCCCGGACGUGGUAACUGACCCCGCCUUCCUUGUCACCCGCAGUAUGGAGGACUUUGUCACCUGGGUUGACUCGUCCAAGAUCAAGCGACACGUGCUGGAGUACAAUGAGGAGCGCGAUGACUUUGAUCUGGAUGCCUAGCGGAUCUUGCUGUCGCUCCAGCUGCCUCUUCCAGCCGGGAAACUGAGACCUGACGUUGGCGGUCUGAGAGUGCUCUCGACAGGCGUCACCCAGUUGCAGAUUAUCAGGAAGUUGGCUUUUCAACUGCAGGUCACAGCCGAGGUGGGGAGGGUCACUCCUGUUCUCCAGGAAAUUUUCUUAGAACUUGACUACUGGCAAUUAAAUGACAGUGCUUUGAGACCGUGGGAAGCUGUUUUGUUCCACCCUGGAGAUUGUCUGGUGGUACCAGAAGACUGCAGUGUAAAAGCAGGAACAUCACUCUCCUGUUCUUUAUCGUCUUGUAGCAGAACUAAUUUCUUCAAUUUAUUUAAUUCGAAUAUUUGCUUCUGAUCGUGAGUAAAAGCUGUGGAGAGUUUGGGCCCAAGUUUCAGGUUUCUCCCAUUUAAAGGAACACUUUCCACACCGGGCGUGCUGGUGCAUGCCUAUAAUCCCAGCACUCAGGAGGUUGAGGCAGGAGAAUCGCUGUGAAUUCGAGA